This is a messenger RNA of Corapipo altera (White-ruffed manakin), 2668 nucleotides long. RefSeq names its product neuropeptide Y receptor Y2 (gene NPY2R). Gene Ontology annotation, molecular function: neuropeptide Y receptor activity. NCBI's taxonomy places the organism in Eukaryota, Metazoa, Chordata, Aves, Passeriformes, Pipridae. The record is from RefSeq and is a predicted model, not a curated record. The coding region runs from base 198 to 1355 and encodes 385 amino acids. The transcript has 2 exons. Gene Ontology annotation, cellular component: membrane. Gene Ontology annotation, biological process: G protein-coupled receptor signaling pathway.
GAGGGCGGCGGCGGGACCGUGCCGUGGGAGGCGGGAGCAGCCGCCCCCGCUGCGGAGUGAGGGGGCUCCGCUCCGCGCCCCGCCCUGCCCUGCCCUGCGAGACCGGCUCCUGUGGCUGCAGCCGGCGGUGGCCGCGCUCGCCUCCCCGGGGCGGGAGGAAGGGGCAGCUCUGUGGCUCAGACCAGGCUGCUGUAAGGAUGGGUCCCCUGGAAGCAGUAGGUGAAGAAAACCAGACAGAUGAAAUGAAAAUGGAGCUGUUCACCAAGCUGUACUUGCCAAGAUACACCACACCGCUCAAUGAAUUGGCUCUGGACCCUAAACCAGAACUGAAGGACAGCACAACACUAGUUGAAGUGCAGAUAAUUCUCAUUUUUGCUUACUGCUCCAUCAUCUUGUUGGGGGUGAUUGGAAACUCCCUCGUGAUCCACGUGAUCAUCAAGUUCAAAAGCAUGCGCACGGUGACUAACUUCUUCAUUGCCAAUCUGGCUGUGGCCGACCUGCUGGUGAAUACACUGUGCCUGCCCUUCACUUUGGUUUAUACGCUCUUGGGCGAAUGGAAACUGGGCCCAGUGUUGUGUCACCUGGUGCCUUACGCCCAGGCGCUUGCUGUUCACGUGUCCACUGUUACUUUGACUGUGAUUGCUCUAGAUCGUCACCGCUGCAUCGUCUACCACUUGGAAAGCAAAAUCUCUAAGCGAAUCAGCUUCCUGAUUAUAGGAAUUGCCUGGGCAGUCAGUGCCCUGUUGGCAAGUCCUCUGGCCAUCUUCCGCGAGUACUCGUUGAUUGAGAUAAUUCCUGACUUCAAGAUUGUGGUUUGCUCUGAGAAGUGGCCAGGAGAGGGGCAGCUCAACUAUGGCACCAUAUACAGCAUCUCCAUGCUCCUGAUCCAGUAUGUGCUGCCGCUGGCAGUCAUCUCCUAUGCCUACACUCGUAUUUGGACCAAGCUCAAGAACCAUGUUAGUCCUGGGGCAGGGAGUGACCACUACCACCACCGGCGUCGGAAAACCACCAAGAUGCUGGUGUGUGUGGUUGUGGUGUUUGCUGUCAGUUGGCUGCCGUUUCAUACCUUCCAGUUAGUCAGUGACAUUGACAGUCAGGUGUUAGACCUGAAAGAGUACAAACUAAUCUACACAGUGUUUCAUGUCAUUGCCAUGUGCUCAACGUUUGCUAACCCCCUUCUCUAUGGCUGGAUGAAUAACAACUACAGGACGGCGUUCCUCACAGCCUUCCAGUGUGAACAGCGGCUGGACUCCAUCCACCCUGAAGUAUCAGCAGCUUUCAAAGCCAGGAAGAAACUAGAAGCAAAGAGGAUUCAAUUCCCUGGGGACUCUUUCACACAACCUACCAAUGUCUAAGAUGUCUGACUUUAAAGAAGAAAUCAAUAUGUGGUGGACAAAGGGAUAAAUCCAUUUUGAUACAUGCAUUUUUAAUGCAUAGUUUUAUUCACAAAGAGUGAAAGAAAAGUAGCAGGAAAUCAAGGCAGGUGCUAUGGUCUGGGGGGAGUUGAUUGAUAUCACGAGUAUGUAACUAUAUGACUACAAGGAAAUAAAAGGGAGAGGCUUUGUUUAUGGCUGUCUCUAACAGAGUAAGAGACCCUUCUAUUCCUCCCAUAUCUUUUUGAUAAGUCUAAAUGACAAGGGCAGAGUGUGCUGGUUUUGCUAGAGGAAGGCAAUUUGUAGCACAGGAAUACUGAUGAUGGGAGCAGGUAGUUUUUAUAUUGGAUGUGGACAUCAGGGAGAGCAGAAGUCUGCCAGGACAAAGAAGCCUGUCUGGGUGGGAAUGGGCUGUGCUGGUUAAAGCUCAAACUUUUCAGGUCCCUUCUCUCCCACAGGCAUCUUUACAAAGACAGGGGAAUUAAGAAGAGAAAUACAUUAUUUUUUUUAAACUUGUACUACAGUGGUUCAAACAUUUGAAGUACAUUAGGGGGUAAAAAAGAAGAAAAGGAAAAAGGAAAAAAAAUCACCAUACCCACCCAAACAACACAUUCAAUGUGAGGAAAGGUUGUUUCUAUAUAAAAUAAAUUGUGGGUUUUGGUCAGCCAAAUGGGGUGAAAAGUUAUUCCUUAAGAAUUGGCUGUUAUGCUGGUGAGAAAAUCACGAGCCUGUGACUUAUCAGUCAUUCCCUGCAGAUUCCUCCCUUUCAUUCUCCUCUGGAAACAGUUCACAAAUGCAGUGUUUUAAAGUGGCAUUUGAGGGCAGGGAAUGCAGGCUCAGGUCUUUUGUGAGCACUUCAUAAACUGCCAAUAUUUUCGUUUUCAGGACCUGCUUAAAUGUCUAAUGUGUUAUUAACUCCACAGGCUUUGAAUUGUAGCUGCUUUCUGCCUGGAUAAUAAAACAGCAGAUAAUUUUGAUCCUCUGGAAAGGCUGUGAGAUGGUAAAGUGCUUUUCAUUAUUGUGGUUUUAUGUCACAUACUCAUCUCGUCUUGGAGCUUUUUCCAUCUUUAGUCUUUGCAAAAAUUAAGAAAUUCUGAAUGACUGUAACCUAAUAACAGUGUGCUAUGUUUAUGUGAUAACAGUUAUUCUGCAUGCUGUAGUUAAUAGUUAAAUUCCUUUUUUUGCUCAGGUAUAAAAUUUUAAUCUGUUUACUGUGUUGCACACAGCAAUGUUCAACUCUUCUAUGUCUUCGUUCAGCCUCUUUGAACUCAUUAAAGAGAUGAAGAAAAUUUCAA